GAGAGGAGCGGGCCUCGCGAAGCCUGCUGGGAGCCAGCGAGCGAGCGGGCGGGCCGGCGGCGGGGGGGGGAAGGUGGCCGAGUGGGCGCCCUUCCCUGCUGCCGCCUCCUCGUCCUCCUCGUCCUCCUCGUCGUCCAUUCAUUGCCGACCCGGCCUCUCCGCCGGCCCUGCCGCCGCCGCCAUGGAGGCGCUGAUCCCGGUCAUCAACAAGCUGCAAGACGUCUUCAACACGGUGGGCACCGACAUCAUCCAGCUGCCCCAGAUCGUGGUGGUCGGGACGCAGAGCAGUGGGAAAAGUUCCGUUCUGGAAAGCCUGGUGGGAAGGGAUCUGCUCCCAAGAGGAACGGGGAUUGUGACCCGGCGACCCCUCAUCCUGCAGCUGGUGCAUGUAUCGGCUGAGGAUCGUCGGAAAACAGCUGGAGAAGAAAACGACCCUGCAUCCUGGAAACAUUCAAGGCACCUUUCUAAAGGGGUUGAUGCAGAAGAAUGGGGGAAAUUUCUCCACACCAAAAACAAGCUGUACACCGACUUUGAUGAAAUUAGGCAAGAAAUAGAGAAUGAAACUGAAAGGAUUUCAGGAAUCAAUAAGGGGAUCAGCCCUGAGCCUAUCCACCUAAAGAUUUUUUCGCCAAAUGUCGUCAACUUGACUCUGGUAGAUUUGCCAGGGAUGACAAAGGUACCGGUGGGUGACCAGCCAAAGGAUAUUGAGCUCCAGAUCCGGGAACUAAUCCUCCGAUUCAUUAGUAACCCCAAUUCAAUCAUUUUAGCCGUCACCGCUGCCAACACAGACAUGGCCACUUCUGAGGCUCUCAAAAUAGCACGGGAGGUGGAUCCAGAUGGGCGGCGCACCCUUGCGGUUAUCACCAAGCUGGAUCUGAUGGAUGCUGGUACCGAUGCGAUGGAUGUACUUAUGGGGAGAGUGAUACCUGUUAAACUUGGCAUCAUUGGCGUGGUGAAUAGGAGUCAAUUAGAUAUUAACAAUAAGAAGAGUGUGGCUGAUUCGAUUCGCGAUGAGUAUGCUUUUCUCCAGAAGAAGUAUCCCUCUUUAGCCAACCGGAAUGGAACAAAGUACCUCGCAAGGACGCUCAAUAGGCUACUCAUGCACCACAUUCGGGAUUGUUUGCCAGAACUGAAGACCAGAAUCAACGUUUUAGCUGCUCAGUACCAGUCUUUGCUGAACAGCUACGGGGAGCCCGUCGAUGACAAGAGUGCCACGUUAUUGCAGCUUAUUACCAAAUUUGCCGCUGAAUAUUGCAACACCAUUGAAGGGACGGCAAAGUACAUCGAGACUUCAGAACUGUGUGGUGGUGCUAGAAUUUGCUACAUUUUCCAUGAGACCUUUGGGCGCACCUUAGAAUCUGUUGAUCCGCUUGGUGGCCUGAACACCAUUGACAUCUUGACCGCCAUUAGAAAUGCUACUGGUCCACGUCCUGCCUUGUUUGUGCCUGAAGUUUCAUUCGAACUGCUGGUGAAAAGGCAAAUCAAACGCUUGGAAGAGCCCAGCUUGCGGUGCGUGGAGCUUGUUCACGAAGAAAUGCAGAGGAUCAUUCAGCAUUGUAGCAAUUACAGCACACAGGAACUGCUGAGGUUUCCAAAGCUCCACGACGCCAUUGUUGAAGUUGUGACCAGUCUCUUGCGUCGGAGGCUACCAAUAACCAACGAAAUGGUUCACAAUUUGGUAGCCAUUGAGCUGGCCUAUAUCAACACUAAGCAUCCCGACUUCGCUGAUGCCUGUGGGCUAAUUAACAACAACAUAGAGGAGCAAAGGCGGAACAGGCUGGCCAGGGAGGUGUCUUCUGCCACAUCUCGAGACAAGUCUUCUAAGCCUCCUGGUGUUUUGGCACCAUCCUCCCAGGAGACCUCUGCUGCCGGUCCUGCCGAGGUGGAUGGCAAGAUGCCCCCUGCUGUGGGAGAUGGAAAUCCAGAAUCUGGAACAGGGAACUGGAGAGGAAUGCUGAAGACCUCCAAGGCGGAGGAGAUAUUAGCUGAGGAAAAAUCCAAACCCCUGACAGUCCUACCAGCGAGCCCUCAAAAAAGGCAUGCUGUAAAUUUGCUGGAUGUGCCUGUUCCUGUUGCACGGAAGCUUUCAGCCCGCGAGCAACGAGACUGUGAGGUGAUUGAGCGCCUGAUUAAAUCCUACUUCCUAAUUGUGAGGAAAAAUAUUCAAGACAGCGUGCCAAAGGCAGUGAUGCAUUUCCUGGUGAACCACGUGAAAGAUGCUCUCCAGAGUGAGCUAGUCGGACAGCUGUACAAGGCCUUAUUGCUGGAUGAUCUUUUGACUGAAUCGGAGGACAUGGCUCAGCGUAGGAAGGAGGCAGCUGACAUGUUACAGGCCUUGCAACGAGCCAGUCAGAUUAUUGCUGAGAUUCGGGACACACACCUCUGGUGAAAGGCCCCCCCCCCCUCUGUCUGAGCGAAGAAACUGAUGACUUGAACAUUGCUAGGCAUUACAUUCUUAUGAACUAUGUACACACUGCAGUAUAUAUCAGUUUGCUCAUGUAAGGACACUGUUUGGUUUGGCUUCCAGUGGACAGAAAAAGUGUGCUUUACAGUGCAAAACAUGUCUUACGUGAUCCACAGAAACAUGUAUUUCCCUACCAGUUUCCUGGUGCCAGACACCUACCUAAUCUGUUGUCCAGUGAGGGGAUUGAACUGAACUUGAGCAGAGAACCAUGUGAAAAAUUCCAGUGCCUGGCUUGUUAAAUGAGUUUGCCCACAAGUAGGAUGAACAGUGUAGCGUUGUGAUGUAGUGUUUUUCAGCUGCUUCUGCAACAUAGGCUUUUAAACCAUGAAGAAAGGACACCACAGCAUUUUCUUUCUUACAAGUAAAUCUGCAUGUCUCAGCCUGAUAAAGUGACACAGUAAAGUGACACAGUAGAAUCACUGCCAUAUCUCUGUGUUGUAUACCCCUGUGUUUCAGAACAAAAAUAUUUUGCGACUGUCCAGACUGCAUUAACAACAUUUCCCCAUUGAGUUAGAUGAGCCUGGAACAUUUCACAAAUAGAGAUUUCGCCAACAAUUACUGCCGGCUAAGGACCUGGCAUACCGCUGGUAGGGUGAAGUGUAAAACCCCCGUUUCUGCUGCCCUCCCCUCUUCCACUGGGACCAAGACCUCUGGACUGUCCAUUUAAAGAGUUCCAGAAUUAAAAAAAAGAACAGCUGUAAAAGCACUGAGGGCUGAUCAUUGCUGUCAUAUACUUGUGGGAAGAUAAAGCAUGUUAGAACUAAGUGAAGUUAAAGGCAGCUGUCUACUAGAAGUUACCUUAAAUCUCAACACUUCAGUAUGCUGUCAGGCUUGGUGGGGUUGGGGGGGGGGUCCUACUCAGCUAACUUCAUUGUAACUGUUGCAUUUACAUUGCUGGAUUAUUAUGUACCUGACAGACAGGUCCCCACCUCAUCCUAAGACACAACAAGGGCUGUUCUCUUGCUUAGAAGAAAUACACGUACUGUCCUGUGCUUAGCUUGCCUUGAGCCAACACAUGGCCUUCCUCAACCAGUAAUGCUGUGGGCAACUAAGCUCUCUUGCACUUUGGGCAUAUGAUACAUCCAUGCAGCCCUCACACAAGGAAGGCCCCAAGGAAGUGAUCUGAUUUCCCUUUUAAAAUAAGGGGGGGGGGAGAGAAUAAAAGUUUUUCUUUUUGGUAUUCAAGGAGAAAAUGUAAUGCUAAUUGUGUCAUGCUGAUUGUGUCUCUUCCUCACUGAAAGUUGUUUGCACUUGAAUUUAUUUUGCCUCUUCUUAAAAUGCAGCAGUUGGAGGCAUCCCCAAGACACAUACCAAAAAAAAAGGCCUAUUUAAUCAUAUAUGGAAAUAAAAUUGACUGUGUUUAAAGACUGACUUAUUGGGGUCUAGCAAAUCUGUGGGGCAAGGUGGGUGGCAUGUACUGAACUUGGUAACAGAUGCCAUGCACUCGGAGGGGCACACUGUUCCUCCCACUGAUGUGGUCCCAUUAAGUUCAGUGACCCUUUUUAGCAUUCAUAGACUUGGGGAUCACCACUCAUGGGAUUCUCUUCUUUGAACUCGUCUUUUAGCUACCACGCUGUUCCUGAUCUCACCUGCUUUCCCCCAAUGAAAUAUUUAACGUUCUAUGUGUCCAUAAGUGAACCCAUUCUUGAGGUACUAGUGUUUAUGAACUGUUGAAAAAAUUGGGUUUGCUGCUUGCAUAGAAGGUUAAUAAGCUUUUAAGACCUUCAUGGAAGUAUUGAGAACUUUCCAAGCAACCUGGUAGAAAUUCCACUUUUUUUGCUGCUGUUGCUUGGAAACUUUGUGGAGUAAAUGAGAACCCCGCAGGAUCUAUGCAGAUGCCAAAAUCCCAUAGGGUGUUUUUAGGACUGUCAUAACUGGGUGUUGAAUAUAGAAAUAAUUUGACUUGCCUGAUCGGUUCAAAAGGGUUCUUCAUUCCUAUCUACUAGCUGGUGUGGCUAGUCAUAUGAGCCCUGUGGGGGAGGCGGCUCAUCCAUGUCUCUUUUCCUUGUCUGCCUAGGUGUUAACUCUCUUAAGUCAUCAACACCUGUGUGUUAACCAUGGAUCUGAAGCGCAUGCUUCAUCUUCAGAGGGCAAACAGUAAAUGGUCACAGGACUAAAUUGGACUUUAUUAAUCUAUUUGAUCCUUUAGGUUUUAAAGGCAAGCCAGUUUUUACUACAGUGCCCAACUCUCACAGGCUGGAGGCAAAAAUUCAAAAUACUGCUUUGGAAUUGGCCAGUUGCUCACUCAGUAUUCAUCCAGCUAUUGUUACUUAUUGGAUAAAUAUAUACACAUCUAAAAUAGAAGCAACUAAUGGGCCACCUCUGCUGCUUUGCUCAUAUGGCGUGAGCAGAGCACUCAAGUUCUACAAGGCUGGCCUGCUGUGUAUGGAUUAUGCACUUUUGGAUCAUCAGGGUCUGACUACAGUUAGACUUCCAUGUCUAAGGGAACAGAAGUCUAAUCUCCCCUGUAGCUGUACUUUUUCUUCCAUAUUUCAUGUCCUCCUGUAUUACAGUGCAAUUUAUAAUAAGCAAAUAUUGGUAAGGCUGUUGAAGAAGCUCAACAUACUGAAGCUUAGAUAUAUUUGACUGAGUACCUGAUGUAUUUAUGUAGUUACAAUUGUAAAUAAAACUGACUGUGUAAAAGUGGCACAGUUUUACAUUAAUAA
Gekko japonicus is the source of this 5130-nucleotide messenger RNA. RefSeq names its product dynamin 1-like (gene DNM1L). The transcript is spliced from 20 exons. Gene Ontology annotation, cellular component: mitochondrion; cytoplasm; microtubule. Gene Ontology annotation, biological process: mitochondrial fission; mitochondrial fragmentation involved in apoptotic process. The coding region runs from base 182 to 2389 and encodes 735 amino acids. NCBI's taxonomy places the organism in Eukaryota, Metazoa, Chordata, Lepidosauria, Squamata, Gekkonidae. Gene Ontology annotation, molecular function: microtubule binding; GTP binding; GTPase activity. The record is from RefSeq and is a predicted model, not a curated record.